Nicotiana tabacum (common tobacco) is the source of this 1002-nucleotide messenger RNA. NCBI's taxonomy places the organism in Eukaryota, Viridiplantae, Streptophyta, Magnoliopsida, Solanales, Solanaceae. The record is from RefSeq and is a predicted model, not a curated record.
AGGUUGCUUACUUAAGACCUAUAUCCACUUCAAAACAAGAUAAAAUAUCCACGUAAAACCAAAGAACUAGUAAUGGCAACCAAUGGAAGACAUCAAGAAGUUGGACACAAGAGUCUUUUGCAAAGUGAUGCCCUUUAUCAGUACAUUCUUGAAACAAGCGUGUACCCAAGAGAGCCUGAGCCCAUGAAAGAGCUAAGAGAGAUCACCGCAAAACACCCCUGGAACCUCAUGACCACCUCUGCCGAUGAAGGGCAAUUCUUGAGCAUGCUUAUCAAACUCAUUAAUGCCAAGAACACAAUGGAGAUUGGUGUUUUUACUGGUUACUCUCUGCUUGCUACUGCCAUGGCUCUUCCCGAUGAUGGCAAGAUUCUAGCUAUGGAUAUUAACCGGGAAAACUACGAGAUUGGUCUUCCAGUGAUUGAAAAGGCUGGACUAGCUCACAAAAUUGAAUUCAAAGAAGGCCCUGCACUUCCCGUUCUUGAUCAAAUGAUUGAAGAUGGAAAAUACCAUGGAUCAUAUGAUUUCAUAUUUGUAGACGCUGACAAAGACAACUACUUGAAUUAUCACAAGAGAUUAAUCGACUUGGUCAAAAUUGGUGGACUAAUUGGGUAUGAUAACACCCUAUGGAAUGGAUCAGUGGUUGCACCACCUGAUGCACCUCUUAGGAAAUACGUUAGGUAUUAUAGAGAUUUCGUAUUGGAACUCAACAAGGCUUUGGCUGCUGAUUCAAGAAUCGAAAUUUGCCAGCUACCUGUUGGUGACGGCAUCACCCUUUGCCGCCGCAUUAGUUAAAUAAACACAACUAUCGUCUAUUUGUGGCAACCAAGAAUGGAAGGCACGCCACAGGGCUAGCUCAUGUCAAUGGAGGAUUUAUUAUUUCUGGAAUUCCCCUGUUCUGAAUCAUUCGUUAUUCAACCUUUUUUUUAAUUCUCUUUUCUAGUGAAGGUUGCAUUGUCUAUGUUACCUACUGUUUAUGUCAUAUCGUAUUUUAACAUAAAAAAA